CUCUUUUCGAUCAUAUCACUGCCAUUUGCAGUGUACGAACGGGUGUUUUGAAGGGUGUGCCAACAGCGUUGAUUCUUCAGUGUGGUGAAGACGUUCCAGCCUUUCCAGUCUCAGUCAUCGCGGAGACAUUUCAGAAGGUGGAUUUGUGUUGUGAGUACAGUUUUUCCUUGGCAAAACCUGGGCGAAAACCCAUGUUUCACCACCCCAAAGCGCCCCAGCGCACUGCCAGCACCCACAGUGAGUGACCGAGGAGGGUUUGCCGUGCACCAAGUGGCCGAAUUGGGUGUGAAUUGGGACGAAAAACAAAGGCCUCUCGCGGCACUCCAGGAAAUUCCACUGCUCGCACAUCCCAAACUAAUGUCCGCGUGUCAGCCGAAGGUGCGUGAAAUGGGCCGCAAUUGAGCCCCGAGAGAGACGGAAACGAUCAGCCCCCAGGAGAGCCCCAGCGGAGGCGCACACGAGAAGUGAAGCCAGUGUGAUGUGAUAGUGAAAGAGAAAUCUCGCGAGACAUGGUGCUUCUGGCCCAGUAGGAAGCAAGCUCGAGAGAGAGACACUUUUUUCUUUGGUUCAUACAUGAAAUUCUCGUGGUCAGUGUAUUGUUUAGUUGGCUCUUUUCAUUUUCCACGCGAUUCGCCGCACAUUGCAGAGGAUUAGGGCUGCCCAUCGAGGAUUCUCUUCCCGAGUGGAAAAUGUCACUGAAAUGUGGAUUAAUACUGCUCCUGUUGAUCGUGCCAUUCAUCGCAAGUGGCUCCGGAAGAGAAAUUGGAGGAAGACGCCUUAAUGAAUACAUAUCGCACUAUGAGACACUGAGUUAUGAUACAAAGCAUGUCCAUGCGAGUCACAAUCGUGCAAAACGAUCUGUCACCAAAGAUCCCUACGUGUAUCUGAGAUUUGACGCCCACGGGGAGAAUUUUCACAUGAGACUCAAGAGAGAUGUGGCCACUUUUAGUGAUAAUUUAGUGAUUGACGGUUCAGAUGGUCCAGUUGCAGUAGAUACAUCGCACAUUUAUCAGGGUGAAUUGCUAAAUGUACCAAAAAGUCAUGUGUUCGGCUCGAUAAUUGAUGGUGUUUUCGAGGGCCGAAUAUUAACUGGACGUGAAUCGUAUUUUGUGGAAAAUGCAAAACACUAUUUUCCCAAUCGCACUCAGAGAGAGGAGUCUGGGAUUCAUUCUGUGAUUUACAAAGAGAGCCAUGUGUCAGAUCCAUAUGCUGAUGUAAGACAAGGUCAUGGAGGUGGCUGUGGAAUAACUGAUGAGAUAUCGAGUUGGAUGGAUAGUAUUCAGAAUGCUGCAGUGGACGAUGACACUCCGCCGGCGGCGCCUGCUGCCAAGUCCAGCCGCGAGAAGGUGAGGAUGUCUUCAUCUGAGGAGGACACGCAGUGGCCACCGCAUCAGAAGUACUCGAAGGAAGCCAAUUGGCGGGCUGCGGAUGUGGAAGAUGACGGCGAUCAGCACGAGGAGGCGCACGACCGCGUGCGAAGGGCGACGAGACCGCGAGAGGAGAAUCGCAACACUUGCUCAUUGUACAUUCAGACAGAUCCUCUUAUCUGGCGUCACAUUCGCGAGGGAAUUGCUGAUCGCGCCUUGAAUCCCAAGAUCAAGCACGAUCGCGGGAAGAAGCAUGAGAUUGAUGAGAAGACAAGGGAGGAGAUUCUCUCCUUGAUUGCACACCAUGUCACUGCCGUGAACUAUAUUUAUCGCAAUACAAAAUUCGAUGGACGCGUGGAGCACCGGAAUAUUCGUUUUGAGGUGCAGAGGAUCAAGAUCGAUGAUGACUCGGCGUGCAGUGAGGCGUACAAUGGUGAAUCCAAUCCAUUCUGCAUGGAGAACAUCGAUGUGUCCAACUUCCUCAACAUUCACUCCCUUGGCAAUCAUGAGGACUUCUGUUUGGCAUACGUUUUCACAUACAGGGACUUCACCGGCGGCACGCUCGGCUUAGCGUGGGUGGCGUCAGCUUCCGGGGCGUCUGGUGGCAUCUGUGAGAAGUACAAGACGUACACGGAGACAGUUGGUGGGCUGUACCAGAGCACCAAGCGAUCUCUCAACACUGGCAUCAUCACAUUUGUCAACUACAACAGUCGAGUGCCACCGAAAGUGUCUCAAUUGACGCUGGCGCACGAGAUUGGCCACAACUUCGGAUCACCACACGAUUACCCCCAAGAGUGCCGUCCGGGGGGUCUGCACGGCAACUACAUCAUGUUCGCGAGUGCCACGAGUGGCGAUCGGCCGAACAAUAGCAAGUUCUCCACGUGCUCCAUCCGGAAUAUCUCCAAUGUUCUGGACGCCAUUGAAGACACGAAGAAGCGCAACUGCUUCCUGGCCAGCGAGGGCGCUUUCUGUGGUAACAAGAUUGUGGAGAGUGGCGAGGAGUGCGAUUGUGGCUUCAACGAUGAGGAGUGCCAGGACAGAUGCUGCUAUCCGCGUCAGAUUGGCGAACGUGAUCUGAGCAUCAAUGCCACGGCGCGCGGGUGCACGAGACGCGCCCGAACGCAGUGCAGUCCGAGUCAGGGGCCGUGCUGUCAGAGUGAGUCGUGCAGCUUCGUGCCGGCGCACUUUGGAGUGAAGUGCAAGGAGGAGACGGAGUGCUCGUGGAGCUCCACGUGCAACGGCACAACGCCCGAGUGUCCGGAGCCGAAGCCGCGGGACGACAAGACGAAGUGCAACAAUGGGACGCAGCUGUGCAUCGCCGGCGAGUGCUCGGGCUCUAUUUGUCUGCUGUGGAACAUGACUGAGUGCUUCCUCACGUCCUCCAUCAUUCCCAACAUCGAUAAGAGGAAGCUGUGCGAGCUGGCGUGCCAGAAUGGCAAUGACACCAGCACCUGUCGCAGCACCAGCGAGUUCGCUCACCUCUUUGGCCUGCCCACGGGUGGAAUCAACCUGCGUCCGGGCUCCCCAUGUGAUAACUUUCAGGGAUACUGCGAUGUGUUCCUGCGGUGUCGCGCCGUGGACGCGGAAGGUCCGCUGGUGAGGCUGAAAAAUCUGCUCUUCAACAAGGAGACACUCUUCACGGUGGCGCAGUGGAUCACGGACAAUUGGUACGCCGUCAUCCUCAUUGGCAUUGGCUUCAUCAUCUUCAUGGGGAUGUUCAUCAAGUGCUGUGCCGUUCACACGCCCAGCUCUAAUCCCAAAAAGCCACCCGCGAGAAGGAUCAGCGACACUCUGCGAGGCCCAAUGAAUACCUUGAGGAGAAUGCGUCACCAUCACGGCGGCGGCGCCAGAAGCAUACCACCGCAGCAUCGCGAGCGCUCACGCGGUCGCUCCACUGGGAUGAACAGGAGCGGCGUGCAGCCGGCGCCUCGGCGCCCGCCCUCGGGCAGCCGCGGCCCCAGCGGCUCCCGGGCUCCGGCUCAUGGGUAUGGUGAGGGGAGGGGGCAGCAGUACUAUCCGCCGAAAGCCACCGCUCCACCAGCACCGAAUUAUAGUCGCGCCAAUCAUCCGGAAGUAUAUUCGGAGGCAUUUCCGCCUGAUCCGCGGCAUGCAUAUGAAAUGCCAAUUCGUCACCCAAACAGUAAAGUCUGACAGACGACAAAGACACCAUCAGCUUUAUUUCACCAGGAGAUUAUAUGUAUGCGCUAUGCUCGUCUCAUUUGUGUGUGGGUGGAAAAUUUAGUUUUUGUAUAGGAGAAGAAUGGUCAGUGAAGAGGAGCAGGUGAUGUUAAGAGUGAACUUGCUUUAUGUCACUUUCAAAUAUUAUUGUAGGCAAUUGAGAGACUUUCACAGGCAGAAAGUCUCACUUUGUAGCCUAAAGAGAUCUCACUGCACUGUCUUUUUGAUGUUAUAGCUCUAUUUCUUAUAUACUGAAGAUCAAAUUAUUGGUGAGGAUUGAGCGAAAUUACAGGAAGAGAGAAAGAGAGAGAGAGAGAGAGAACGUGAAGUGAGAGGGGAAACACACAUUCUAUCGCUGUAGAACACUUCUUUGUCUGUUAUUUCUUUGAAAGAAUUCUAUGCAUUUGUACCCAACUUCCCUUUCUUCUUCUUUCUUUUUGUUAACAGUGAUAUAAAAUGGGCUCAAGCAAAAAUUCGCGCGCUCCAGGCAUAUGAAGUGUGACUCAAUAAAUGUGGAGCAGCGAAUGAAUUUAACAUUUGGAGACUCUCAUGUAAAUUUAAGUGUCUUGCAAAAGAGAAGUCCACUUCCUUCAACAAGUUUUCUGUGGUUGCUGAAGAUGAAGAUGAAGAAGAGUGAAACUUUUUCCCUCAACUCUGCAUUUAAUUGCAUUUCCUGCCAAAGUGUCUAUUGACGAAGUGAAAAAUUCCUCUCCACCUCCAACUCUCCAAUCCUGCAAUAAGAGUGUGUAUAAUGAUUUCCACGAGGUGAGAGCGAGAGAGGGUAGAGCUUCUAUUUGUGGGUGGUGUGUGUGCAAAAUGAAUGUGCAUUUAACUGCCAAAGUCAUUAAACUGCCAAAUUCACUCCGAGCACCAUUUAAAGAGAAAAAUAUUACAGAGAACAAUGUGAACAAUGUUUGAGGGAUAAACAAAUCCUUUGUCAAACACUCAAAGAGACAGAGAAAUGAAAUCAAGAGAGAAUCUGUAAAUUUCCAUAUGUGAAAAUCUUGUACGAAAUGAUCUGGUUUCACACUAAAAAAAAAACAUAAAAUACAAGCAACAUUUAGAGAGAAAGAUGUGUAAAAUCUAUAAGAGAUAUUCCACUAUAUACAUAUAUUUUAGUAGUUGGAUGAAAAUGACUGUGUAAUGAACAAAUUUAUUCGUUACAUCACGAAUUUGUAGACACUUUUGACACUGUUUUCUUUUUCUUUAAAAAAAAAAUCGAGAGAGAGACAAAAGAGCAAAGAACAACCAUAAAAUUAAUUGCCAAUGAAUCAUUGAAGGAAUCCCAUAAGUUAUCAUUUUAGGAACUCAAUUCUUAAGAGAUUUAUUACAAAUUAAACGUGAGAAACAUCAAUUUCUUAUCACAUUUCUUACACACGAUUAAUAGACAAAGAGUGAGCGAAAACUUCGAAAAAAAAAUAAAUUUAUUUUACUCUCUGGGAAAUGUAUAAUAAAAAUGAUAAUUUUUUUUUCUUUAGAUAAAACAAAGUGAAUUUCAGAGUUUAGCUAUAAUUUUUUGAUACGUUGACUUUUUAAGAUGUUUGUUAGGCCUUUUUUUUUAUUUUAAGACGAACGACGAGAAUUCAAUAGGAAAUGUACAAGUCUGAGUGAAUGUCUCAUUCCCCUCCUUAAAACUCUCCUUUAAUUUUAAUUGUGCAAGCUUAUUUUGUACGGAUUUAUCGUGUAAUUAAUGAUUAUUCGAGUAUAAGGAGAAAUAUUUACAUAUUUUAAAGUAAUACUAUAAUCGAACAAAUUGAUUUUUACAAUUAUACUGAGAUGAGAAGAAGGAAAAUAAAUAGAUAUCGUAUUGUAAGACAGCGCAAGAUUAAAUGUGACAAUGUUACUCUUGAAUGAAAUUCUUUACAAUUCUCUCCAAUUAUGACUUUUUGCAUAUUAUAUAUAUAUAUAUUAAAUAGUGAGGCGAAAUUUUUGACGUGUGAGACGUUGUAUUUCUCAAGUUUUCCCUUCCAUUUGAGAAGUUAUGUGGACACCAGAAAGAGUAGAAAAAGAGAGAGAGAGAUUAAGGGAAAUAUAAAUAGACGUUGUAAAAAGAGGAGAUUGCAAGUGAAUGCUAAUAAAGUAGAAAUUAGGUGGAUAAGUUUUCCUUUUAAAAGAAAUAUUAACCAUUUAAAUGAUUAGUGAAGAACGGGUUGUAAAUAAGAAUGUGAAACAGAGAGUUUUUUGAUGGAAUUUGCAGUGAUUUUAGAAAUUGAUUGCGGAGGAGAAGAAGAAAAAAGAAUGGUUCUAGAGACAAAUAAUAGGCAAGUGAAAUUGCGUUGAUUUUCGCGUGAGAAAAUGAAAAGAAAGAGACAGAAAGAAAAAAUAUUUUACGAUAUUGAUGAAAGAGAAAUACAAAGGAGAAAAAAAUAUAUAUGUAGGCAUUCUUAGGCAUAUUCUAAAAAGAGAAAAGUCUGUAAAUAAGAUUUAUUUUAGAAUCUUUCUGCGACAGAGAUGAAUAAAGAGGAGGAAACACAUUAAAA
Molecule: messenger RNA, 6025 nt
Organism: Phlebotomus argentipes
Lineage: Eukaryota; Metazoa; Arthropoda; Insecta; Diptera; Psychodidae
Gene: kuz
Product: disintegrin and metalloproteinase domain-containing protein 10
Exons: 13
Coding region: 690-3518 (942 amino acids)
Biological process (GO): Notch signaling pathway; membrane protein ectodomain proteolysis
Cellular component (GO): plasma membrane
Molecular function (GO): metalloendopeptidase activity
Source: RefSeq, a predicted model, not a curated record